CAGAAAAGCCCCCCCCUGGAUGCAAUUUAUUGCCAUCCUCAUCGUAUCAAUCUUCUAAUCACAAUCUACUCUUCAUUAUCAUUUCCGACAAUAUGGCGGAGCUCCAGGAGAAGCCUUCGCGCAUCGACACGAACGACAAGAAGGACAAGAGCAACCCCGAUGCUCUCAACGAAGACGACGCCCAGACCAACGUUUCCAGUCCAGAGGACGACUUGGUCCUCGAUGGUGUAGAGCCCGUCUAUGCUGCCAAGGCUGGUGUGCUGAACCAAGCAAUCAAUGACAUUGGCAUGGGUCGAUACCAAUGGCAACUCUUCUGUGUGGCUGGAUUCGGCUGGGCUCAAGACAAUCUUUGGCUCAUCCUUACCUCAGUACACCUCUUCCCCUUUCCAUCAUGCGUCCCACACCCACUAAACACUUUCCAUAGCUCAUUCUUGACCCCGUCGCCAACGAGUUUGGUGUCGGGCAGCCGGCUCUCUUGACGCUCUCUCAAAACAUUGGCUUGUGUGCUGGCGCGGCUUUCUGGGGCUUGGGAGCCGACAUCUUUGGCCGAAAGUGGGCCUUCAACCUUACGUUGGGUGUCACCACCGUCUUUGCGCUCGCCGCCGCCGGUUCUCCCAACUUUGCCAUGAUUGCCGUCUUUGACGCCUUCUGGUCUUUCGGUGUCGGAGGUAACAUGCCUGUUGACAGCGCCUUGUUCUUGGAGUUUGUGCCCCAAAGCCACCAAUACCUCCUCACCGUCCUUGCCAGUUUCUGGGCCAUUAGCCAGUUGAUUGUCACCGGUGUUGCCUGGGGUCUGCUCGGCAAAUUCACAUGCGAGGAAGACGCCGUUACUUGUCUCAAAGGCGACAACAUGGGCUGGCGAUGGCUUCUUCUCUCGAUGGGCGGCUUGUGUGGUAUCAUGUGGUUCCUCCGAUUCGGCUGUUUCCAAAUGUACGAAAGCCCCAAGUACUUUAUGGGCAAGGGCAAGGACGAAGAAGCUGUCAGAAUCGUGCACGAAAUCGCCAGGAGGAACGGCAAAGAAUCGACGUUGACCGUCGAGGACCUCAAAGCGUGCGAGAACUAUGGUAGCGAGGAUCAGCAAGUGGAGACAAACACAAAGGCUGCGUUCAAGAGAAAGCUCAGAAGCCUGGGUGGCGAGCACGUCAGCAGGCUGUUUGCUUCCAAGAAGCUCGGUUUCAGCUCCGGUAUGAUCAUCCUCAUCUGGGCCUUUAUCGGUCUUGCCUUCCCUCUUUACAACAACUUUAUCCCCUAUACGUUGGCCAAGAAGGGUGCUACCUACGGUGAUGGUUCGACAUACAUCACCUACCGAAAUUCCUGUAUCAUUGCCGUCCUCGGUGUCCCCGGUGCCAUCCUCGGUGGUUACCUCGUCGAAAUCAACCGACUUGGGCGAAAGGGUACUCUCUCUGUCUCCGCCAUCCUCACAGGAGUCUUCAUCUGUGGGAGCACCACCGCCCUCACUUCCAACUCGUUGUUGGCAUGGAACUGCGUCUACUCGUUCGUUUCCAACAUCAUGUACGCCGUGCUUUGCGCCUAUACUCCCGAAGUCUUCCCCACCAGGGACAGGGGUACGGGUAAUGCGCUUGCGGCUAUCACGAACCGUUUCAUGGGUGUCAUGGCCCCCAUCAUUGCUAUGUUUUCCAACUUGGAGAGUUCCGCGCCCGUGUUCACCAGUGGAGCUUUAUUCAUAGCCGCUGGUCUCUUCACCCUGAUCUUGCCUUACGAGUCCCGGGGCAAGUCGUCUUUGUAAGCAGUACUUGUUAUAGAGGGAUCGUUUCAUUUUUCCGUGUGUCUUGUGUCUCAUAUGCAUUUAUAUUUGUGAUAUUA
Molecule: messenger RNA, 1824 nt
Organism: Cryptococcus amylolentus CBS 6039
Lineage: Eukaryota; Fungi; Basidiomycota; Tremellomycetes; Tremellales; Cryptococcaceae
Exons: 5
Coding region: 626-1747 (373 amino acids)
Biological process (GO): transmembrane transport
Cellular component (GO): membrane
Molecular function (GO): transmembrane transporter activity
Source: RefSeq, a predicted model, not a curated record